CAGCUUUCCAGCCCUCAAAUUUCGUAAUUUCAGCUUCAAUUUUUCAUUACUUUUAAACUUUAUUCGCGCAUUUCCAAUUCAAAAUUUAGCAUUUGCAAUUUGGUUCCAGGACAUUGCGCGUGUGCAUCCCUUGAAUUUCUCGUUUUUAGUAUUCACCGGCGGCGACACUGCAGCACACUUUAAUAAGCCAUGAACAGUGAUAAUAGCGCAGACGCAGGAUCGCAGCAGCACACGCAGUUAGUAGACAGUCGGCGAGCACUCUUACGCGAGGUGUAUUUCUGGACGCAUGCAAGAGACAAGGACGUGGUAGCAGCAAUGGACAAAACAGCCGACAGACUAUUCGACAGCGCAGCGAUGCGCAGCGAGUUUGAGAACUUUUACAAGAUAUACACAGAGGACCCGCAGAAGGCGCUCGCCAGGGCACGCGACGAGGGCGAGGACAGCUGGAGACAAAUGGCAGAGUCGGCACAGAACACAGACAUGGACGUAGUCGAAGAGGAAAUGGGAGACGACGGGGUGGUGCACCCGGACGACGUGGUGUUCAUGUCAGACCUGGUACCGGUGGCGACGGCAGAGGUGCAGCAGCAGUACGCACCGCAGACGGCAGAGAUGAUUGAGAGCAGCGCAUUGUAUCGGGUGUACCAGGAGCAGCUGGAGGACAUCAACUGCAACAGCGCGAAUGCGUACAGCUGGCAGCAGCAGGCGCAGAAGCAGCCAUUGUACGAGGUUCUGCAAAAGUCGAGGAAAUUUGUGUCGACGCAGGACUGGGAGCUAGCGCAGGAGGAGCUGAUACGGGUGCGGGUGAUGGAGCGAAUUGAGGAGCUGAAGAAAGCAGGCAAAUGGUCGUUCUGGCAGCCACGCAAGCACCGGGCGCCGGCCCGCACCAAGGCGCACUGGGACUAUUUGCUGGAUGAGUGCGUGUGGAUGCAUUGUGAUUUCGCCGAGGAGCGCAAGUGGCGGCAGGCGAUGGCUAAAGCAGUGGCAGAGUGGGUGGUGGAGUACCAUAUGGCCAAAGACAAAUCGCUGUAUACAGUUAAUGGGCGGCGGGCGCGUCGGGCAUUUGAGCGGCGAGUGCCUGAAGACAAGCUGGAGAGCGGCGAGUCCGGGGAGCAGGAUGGCGAAAGUGAGGCUAUCCAAGAGACUCCGGGGUCGGGAGAUGUCGAGAUGAUGGCAGAAGCCGAUGAGUCACAGGCUACCGCGCAGGAACAGCAGCAGCAGCAGUCCGAAGAACAAUCAGCAGAACAGUCGGUUGAGCAGUCCGAGACGCAGAGCGAUGAAAAGGAUGCAGAAGUGGAGUGCAAAUCGGAAGACGCAUCGGAGCAGCAAUCACAGUCAACGCCGGCAGCAGUGGGCGUGGGAGAUGUUGAGAUGUCAGAGCCACAGCCAGUAGCUGAAGCCGAGGACAGCACAAGCCCCGAUACCAAGGGAGCAGAGUCGAGCACCGACCCGAGUGCAGACCAGAAGCCUGAAAUUGAGGAGGAGGUGGUGGUGAAGACUGAGAGCGGAGCGGAGCCACAGACAUGUCGGCAGAAGACAAGGAUGCAGGCACGCCGGAUGUGGGCGGCAGCGACCACGUGGUGCCAGCCAGCAUGGACAUCUACGAGAGCGCUCUGUCGGUGUACCAGAUCCUGGCGCAGAUGCCGGACACGGAAGGCAUUGAGGAGAUUCUGGGAGACAGCAUAUUCUCGCUGCAGAUGCUGCGGUCGGUAGUGCCGUACGGGCCGGCGUGGGACGAGCCGUACUGUGACAUCCUGGACGCGUCACCGGUGGUGCCGAUCUGCAAGACGAUGUGGCCGGACUUUGGAGUCGAGUCAGAUGACGACGACAUGG
Molecule: messenger RNA, 1830 nt
Organism: Linderina pennispora
Lineage: Eukaryota; Fungi; Kickxellomycota; Kickxellomycetes; Kickxellales; Kickxellaceae
Exons: 3
Coding region: 190-1710 (506 amino acids)
Source: RefSeq, a predicted model, not a curated record